Molecule: messenger RNA, 2938 nt
Organism: Salvia splendens (bonfire salvia)
Lineage: Eukaryota; Viridiplantae; Streptophyta; Magnoliopsida; Lamiales; Lamiaceae
Product: protein ACCUMULATION AND REPLICATION OF CHLOROPLASTS 3
Exons: 17
Coding region: 93-2402 (769 amino acids)
Biological process (GO): chloroplast fission
Cellular component (GO): chloroplast outer membrane; cytosol
Source: RefSeq, a predicted model, not a curated record
CUGGUUGACAACUGCCGGAGCACUUCCUCGUCCACCCGCUCCGCCUCCGCCUCCGCCUCCGUCACGCCGUAUAACAUUUCCGCCAAUAGCCGAUGAGCCUUUUCUACCCCAAUACCACUGCACCUCAUUCCUUCUCACGCCUCUCAUCCUUCCCACUAACAACCCUCCAUAAACGCCGCUCCGAACUGUUUGUCGGAUGCCGCUCAAAUCCCAUCAAACGGAAAUUAAGCUGCAAUUGCGUCGCAGCUAGCUAUGAAAGUAGCAGCGGGCGUAACAAUGGCGGUAGUGACAUUCCGGAGGAAUGCGGCGAGUCCGUGGAAGUGAUAAUGGUGGGCAGCCGGAAAGAUGCGCUGCUGGAAUUCUGUUCGGCCUCCCCUUUCCUGUCCCCUGUUUUGAGAUUCUGGAAUGUUCUUGGUCAGGACUCGCAGCAGGUGCAACUGCAACAAAGGUUCACAAGCAAAGAUAACACUCCAAGAACUGUGGAAGACUUCUUGGCGUGGCAUUCAUCUUCUAGAGCUGUGAUACUUGUUGCUAGUGCUGCUUAUGGUUCAGAUCAUAGUACAGCACUUGAGGUUCUUAGCAAUGUCAAGAGUGGAAAUGGGUUUGUCGUAGGCAUAAUAAUAAAGCCAUUUGGUUUUGAAGGGAAAAGGCGCCAAGAUGAGGUCAAGGAUUUGUCUGACAAACUCCAAAAGCAGGCACAUUUCUGUAUUGUUCUUGAUACUGAUAUGCUUCUCGAAAAUGAUAUGGUAACUCUGGAUGAGGCUUUGAGGACCACUAAUAAUGCUGUUUUGAUGGCAAUAAACACCAUUUCCAUUUUAUUAACUGAGAAACACACGAAGUUUCUGAAUGCAAAAGAUGAUUCGAUCAGAGAAAUUCAACUUCCUGAGUUUCGAGAAGUUUUCGCAAGUUACAAAGAAGCGAGAAUUGGAUUUGGGGCUGGUUACAACGUCAAGACUUCACUUUUGCAAGCUAUAAAUGACUGCCCUUUUCUGGGAGUUGACAUAAAGGAUCUUGAUGGUGUAGUUUUAUGUAUCAUUGCAAGUUCAGGUGCUGUGGAAUGCAGUGAGACAAAUAAUAUUUUGCAUUCUGUUCGUUCAAUUACAAAAUGCAAUGGAGAAAUAAUUGUAUCGCUUGUCCAUGAGCCGUAUCUGGAGGCUAACAAAAUAGCAACUGCCAUUAUUGUGUUUGGAUACUCUAGAAAGCAGUUGGCUCCUGCUCCAAGAAGUGGCAUAUUGUCUAGCCUGGGUCAGCAUUUCCCUUCCAUUUUCAAUAUCUUUAAGAAGCAACAUCAGCAACUGAACAAUCUUGAGAAAGUCAUCUUGUCCGAGAGUCCACACGUCUCUAAUGGGAUAGAUCUUCCCGGUCUUAAAGAUACGUUGGAGACAAAUUCUUUAGAUAGUACUUCUGAUGAUACUGUGUCUAUCUCUGGGAAAACCCUAAGUCCAUCGGAUGAUGAGGGGGAAGAAUUCCGUUCUUCCAGGAGUGACCAUGGUUCUGGAGAAAAAGAGGUGGAACUAUUGGAUACCAGUUUCAGUUCCAUGCCAUAUGAGUUAAUUUCUGAAGGAAACUACGUGUUCAAGAGGGAACUGUUUACUAGAGGAAAUAUGGGGCCAGGUCAUUCAACUGAAUCCAAAUAUGGAACCAAUUUUACAGAUGAAGCUGGACUGCUUGACGGCGUCAGCAUCUACAGAUUGCCUGUGGGUGUAAAAAAUUUAGAGAAGUUGGAAGAGUCUCCUGUCUCCUCAACCACUAAACGGGGAUCAGCAUGGAGAAUUGAUGAUGAUGAUGAGAAAACUGUACCAAUAGUGUCUUGGUCUGGAUUGACCGAUGCCGAUUUCAACAACAAUGCUUCUAUAUCCAGCAAAGGAAAUAACAUCGUUAAUUCUAAAAAGCAGGGGGGGCUUUCUGUUCGUGCUGCAUCCAUGUUGGAAUCGGAGAGAGACUCACAAAAGAAGUGGAGUCGUGUGGUUGAGAUGAGAUAUCGUGGUGGGAAAUACAAAGGUCGCUCACAAGGAGGACUUCCUGAAGGAAAGGGAUGCCUAUUUCUUGGUGACGGAAGCAUCUAUGAUGGUAUGUGGCGCUAUGGAAAGAGAUCAGGUCUUGGAACAUUCUAUUUCAACAAUGGGGAUGUUUUCCAGGGAUCAUGGAGAGAUGAUGUCAUGCAUGGCAAGGGAUGGAUUUACUUCCAUACUGGGGACAGGUGGUUUGUUAACUUCUGGAAGGGAAAAGCAGAUGGAGAAGGCCGUUUUUACUCAAAAUUUGGUGAUGUUUUUUUCGGCCACUUCAAAGAGGGAUGGCGACAUGGCCACUUUCUUCGUAUCAAUGUCGAUGGGACAAGGAACAACUUGGAUAUCCAACUUUUCUGUGAGGAUUAUAACGAUCACACCAACUGUAUGAUUUAAGGAAAGAGAUCAAUGACUUUUGAAUGAGCUGAAGAGUUAUGGGAGGAAGGUGUGCUCGUUAGCGAAAAGCAACUGGAUCCAAAUGAAGAUGGUUGAACAGUGGCUUUCAUCUGAGCGGUAGACAUAAGUCGCACACCAGCCUUGUGCAAGGAUCCACUUCCAUGCCUCUGAUUUAUACAGAAACACAUUUAGUCUGCCCCAAUAUAAGAGCUCUUGGAAUAUGUUUGGAUGCAGGGUCCAUGUUUCUCUGUCCUAAGGUAACUGAGUUGAUCUAUUAUCUGAUCAUGUCAAUUUCUACGUCGUCUCGGAUAGUAUUUUGUAAAUGCGUGCAUAUGUCACCGGGAGUUCUGCUGUAGAUGGAGAUUUGUGUAUACGUUUCUGGAAAGGAGUCUUGUUAUUAUUGAUAUUCCCUCUUGUUAUUUGGCGAAGGGAGAACAGUAGUAACGGAAUGAAGUGAAUAGGUGCAUGUAUAUAUACUAUUAUUUCCUGCUGCUUCAAGAGAUAUUCAAGAGUGAAUGGGAUGAAAAUUUCAUUAA